Messenger RNA from Adineta ricciae, 243 nucleotides. The record is from the annotation of a GenBank genome assembly. Lineage: Eukaryota; Metazoa; Rotifera; Eurotatoria; Adinetida; Adinetidae.
AUGUGUUCAACAAAUGAAAGAUGUCAAUGUGUGGCGUAUCGUUAUCGAUGUUCGGAAGACGAUGACGCUUGCACUGAAGGUGAACUGAUCAAUGGCGCAACUAAAUGGGAAUACAACUUGGUCACAGAAGCAGCUUGUCAAGAAAUGCAAGCUGACUAUUCAUCCAAUAUCUUUUCGAAUGUGACAUGUUGUUCAACAGAUGAAUGUAAUCGACCACACGACAUUAAAUGUAUACAGUUGUAG